Molecule: messenger RNA, 2818 nt
Organism: Silurus meridionalis
Lineage: Eukaryota; Metazoa; Chordata; Actinopteri; Siluriformes; Siluridae
Gene: glsb
Product: glutaminase b
Biological process (GO): L-glutamine catabolic process
Molecular function (GO): glutaminase activity; protein binding
Source: RefSeq, a predicted model, not a curated record
GUUUUCGUUCACUGUAUACGGAUAGGGGUGGGUUUUUUUCUUCCAGAAGACGCUCCCGAGGCAGUGUGUGAUAUCUCCUUUAUUAUUAGAGUGUGUGUUUGAUUUCUACAGGAUAAAGUCAGGUUACUCGGAGAGACAGGAUUGAGAUGUUACGGUUCAGGCGCGCUCCUCUGCUGCUGAAGGAGUUCUUUCACUUGAGCCUGAAGCGUCCGUUAGUUCAACUCGCGAGACGUCAUCACGCGAACGCGCCGGGCGCUGAUGGCCGGCUCGGACCGAACCAAGUGAGACGCGUGUUGGGCUCGGGAUGCUUCUCACACCCUCCGGCGUGGCGCAGGACGCUGUGCACGAAGACGGAAGGAGUUUUAGAGCCCGGCGAGCAGCUGAAAAGUGGGGCGCUCCAAGAAGCCGCGACGGACAAGAAGGCAGGAAUUAUGCCGAGUCUGGAAGAUCUUCUCUUCUACACCAUUGCAGAGGGACAGGAGAGGAUUCCAGCCCAUAAGUUUAUAACGGCACUGAAGGCCACAGGUUUGAGGACAGGAGAUCCCCGUCUGAAGGAGUGCAUGGAGAUGCUGAAGGUGACCCUGAAAUCCACAUCAGAUGGAGUGAUGCUGGACCGACACAACUUUAAGAAGUGUGUUCAGAGUAACAUUGUGCUCCUGACCCAGGCUUUCCGGAAGAAGUUUGUAAUCCCUGAUUUCAUGGCUUUCACCACAAACAUAGACGAGCUUUAUGAGACGGGCAGAAAGUUGUCUGGAGGUCAGGUGGCGGACUACAUUCCUCAGCUGGCCAAGUUCAGCCCUGACCUGUGGGGUGUGGCUCUGUGCACGGUGGACGGACAGAGACACACUGUGGGCGACACCAAGGUGCCGUUCUGUCUGCAGUCGUGCGUGAAGCCUCUGAAGUACGCCAUCGCGGUGCACGACCACGGCACCGAGUACGUGCACCAGUUCAUCGGCAAAGAGCCAAGCGGCUUACGCUUCAACAAACUCUUUCUGAACGAUGACGAUAAACCUCAUAACCCCAUGGUGAACGCCGGAGCCAUCGUGUGUACCUCUAUGAUAAAGCAAAGGGCAGGCAACGCAGAGAAGUUUGACUAUAUAAUGAACUUCCUGAAAAAGAUGUCGGGCAACGAGUAUGUGGGUUUCAGCAAUGCCACAUUCCAGUCUGAGCGUGAAUCAGGCGAUCGGAAUUUCGCCAUCGGCUACUACCUGAAGGAGAAGAAGUGUUUUCCUGAAGGCACGGAUAUGACCUCCAUCCUGGACCUUUACUUCCAGCUGUGCUCCAUCGAGGUGACGUGUGAGAGCGCCAGCGUCAUGGCUGCUACCCUGGCCAACGGCGGCUUCUGUCCAAUCACGGGCGAGCGCGUUCUGAGUCCCGAGGCCGUGAGGAACACGCUGAGCCUCAUGCACUCCUGCGGCAUGUACGACUUCUCCGGGCAGUUCGCCUUCCACGUGGGUUUGCCAGCUAAGUCAGGCGUGGCAGGUGGUAUCCUCCUGGUGGUGCCCAACGUGAUGGGGGUCAUGUGCUGGUCCCCUCCACUGGACAAACUGGGAAACAGUGUUCGGGGCAUUCAGUUCUGCACGGAUCUGGUGUCCUUGUUUAACUUCCACAACUACGACAACCUGCGGCACUUCGCGAAGAAGCUGGACCCCCGGCGCGAGGGCGGUGAGCAGCGGGUGAAGUCUGUCAUUAACCUCCUCUUUGCUGCCUACACCGGAGACGUUUCUGCACUCAGGAGGUUUGCCUUAUCAUCUGUGGACAUGGAGCAGAGAGACUACGACUCCAGGACGGCUCUACAUGUGGCAGCUGCUGAAGGGCAUGUGGAUGUGGUGCGUUUUCUUCUGGAGGCUUGUAAGGUGAACCCGGUUCCCAAGGACAGGUGGGGAAAGACACCACUGGAUGAAGCCACACAUUUUGGCCAUCAUGAAGUGGUGACUCUCCUGCAGGAGUUGAGCAGUAAAUACCCUCCUGUGAAGAAGAUCAGCGCGGACGAGCAGAAUGCCACCAAGAACCUGGACGGCAUGCUGGAGACUUAAGAGGCGUGAGGUGCACACCAGCAGAGGGCGCUCUCUUUCUCUCUCCACAAAACAUACACACACACACACACACACACACACACACACACACACACACACACACACACACACACACACACUGCUGCCCAUAGACUGCUUCCUGUGAUUCCUGCUCAAUGCCUCACGUAUCUACAGUAUUAUCAGCAUUAUUGUAUUCUAUCUACAGCACUCACAUCUCCAUCUCUUUGUCUGUAGAUGAAACCUUGUGCGCUCAAUAAUCCACAAUCUGCUCUCGUAUAACGAGUGUAAAUGAUGACCGUGAUGUGCUGUGUGGUGAAACAGCGAUCACACAUCACUGUUCGAAUGUGUGAACAGCUAAAUGUGCAAUAAUACAGAGUGUUUGAAGAAAAUCUGUGUAUGAAUUCAUAACCUGUAUAAAGACAAAACGAGUGAUAAUGUGGUUUCAUCUCUACACUGCCUCACUCCUGAAUGUAAAAAUGCAGGACAGUCUCUCUAUAAUAUCACAGUAAUGCAUGGUUUCUCUGUAAUUUAUAUCACAGUAAUAUAUAGUCUCUCUGUAAUUUAUAUCAUAUAACAGUCUCUCUGUAAUUUAUAUCACAGUAAUAUAUGGUCUCUCUGUAAUUUAUAUCAUAUAACAGUCUCUCUGUAAUUUAUAUCACAGUAAUAUAUGGUCUCUCUGUAAUUUAUAUCAUAUAACAGUCUCUCUGUAAUUUACAUCACAGUGAUGUAUGGUCUCUGUAAUUUAUAUCACAGUAAAAUAUGGUCUCUAAUUUAUAUCAUAA